ACCAAGUACAAAGUUCGUUCUCUAGGAAAUUACCAAAAUAUGAAUUUUUGCUUCAGGUAGAAUGGCGGGUUCUGGGUCUAGAGUUAAAACCUUAUUACAUCAGGUUUUGAAAGGAUUAGGAGAAGGGGAAGGGUUAGACAGAGCUCUUGGUGUUUGUAAAGUUGUUGCAGGAGGCCCAGGAUCCUGUACUCUUAGCUUGGUUGUUGACAAACCCCACACCAACAGGGGAGAAACAUUGCAUGGCGGGUUUUCUGCACAUUUAGUUGACACGGUAACAACAAUGGCUUUAAUGACGAAUGAAGGUGGACUUCCAGGAGUAUCUGUAGAUAUGAGUUUAAGCUAUCUCAAGGCGGCUAAAAUCGGCGAGGAAAUAUUUAUCGAGGCGAGAACAUUGAAGAAAGGGCGAACCCUGGCCUUCCUGGAAUGUGAAAUAAAAAAUAAAAAUGGCGACCUUCUGGUCAAGGGUUCUCACACUAAAUUUAUAGGUUCAUAAUUAAGCGUUGGACCUUAGCCUGGGUUAUUCAAAUAAUAAUUUUCUAGUCGUAAUUUCAAGUGAUCCUCCAUUUAAAGAGGUCCAUGCUCGAUUCACAAUGAUACCCAUUCAACAAUUGAGAAGAUAUCCUGGUUUUUUUUAGCUUGAAAAGCGUUUAUUUCUCACAAUGUCCUUCAUUGUUUCUGUAUGAAGAAAUUCGUGAGUCCUAUUCUCGGAUAUCUUAUUCAUUCUAUAUUUUAAAGGUACCGUUGUGAAUUGGAGGGUUACUUGACAUUACUUCAUUUAAUCUACUAUGGUAAACGUUGAUGCUGAUUUAUAUUUUAGUCGAAUUUUUUUAUGACUUCCGUCUUGCAAUAAUGCAAUUGACAACUUUCUUAAAUACCGAUCGUAGAUAACAAACGUUAAUUCAUUUUGAACGGUUUUUUUUCGAUUAAAAAAAUCGGGUUAGUCUUCCUUGACAGUGGUUAAAAAUUAUGUAAGCGUAAUUUUUAUUGACCCUUCAUGCAAAGAUGGCAAUCUUGAAAUCUUAAUCUGAUUAAAGAUGUGGAAGAUACCAUUGUGUUUCUGACCCACAAAUUUUUUUUUGUGAAAUUCUCUAUU
Messenger RNA from Eurytemora carolleeae, 1093 nucleotides. Its product is annotated as acyl-coenzyme A thioesterase 13. The coding region runs from base 62 to 493 and encodes 143 amino acids. NCBI's taxonomy places the organism in Eukaryota, Metazoa, Arthropoda, Copepoda, Calanoida, Temoridae. The transcript has 8 exons. Gene Ontology annotation, molecular function: fatty acyl-CoA hydrolase activity. The record is from RefSeq and is a predicted model, not a curated record.